Tetrahymena thermophila SB210 is the source of this 495-nucleotide messenger RNA. RefSeq names its product long-chain-fatty-acid-CoA ligase, putative. The record is from RefSeq and is a predicted model, not a curated record. Gene Ontology annotation, cellular component: endoplasmic reticulum; membrane. Gene Ontology annotation, molecular function: long-chain fatty acid-CoA ligase activity. The transcript is spliced from 3 exons. Lineage: Eukaryota; Ciliophora; Oligohymenophorea; Hymenostomatida; Tetrahymenidae.
AUGGGUCAUAGCUAUUCGCUCAUCUUAAACAUGAGUAAAUGGAAACUACUCAGAAAGAAAAAAAAAUUAUUUCUAUUGUAAAAAAUUGAUAGAGGAGCUAAAAUAAGCUUUUAAAGUAGAGAUACUCUUAAGCCAAGAGAAGACUUAACUGCAGCAUAACCCACAGUACUUAUCAUUAUCCCUAGAGUUUUGAUUAAAUUCUACAAUGAAAUUAAUUAUUAAAUUGCUAAUUAAUUAGCAUUUAUGAGAAAUAAUAUAAAAAGUAGUUAUGAUCAAACUUAAGUAAGCGGAUAAGAAACAGUAGAAUUGUUCUUAGACACAACUUAGAAUCAUGAAGGAGGAAUUGUUGCAAGUGCUUAAUUAAAGCUUUAAGAUGUUCCUAAAAUGUGUUACUUCUCAACUGAUAAUGAUGAAAAUGAAAACCCUAUGCUGAGAGGUGAAAUCUGUAUUAGAGGAUAUACUGUAUUUGUUGGAUACUAACUACAAAGACGAUGA